Tachysurus fulvidraco (yellow catfish) is the source of this 270-nucleotide messenger RNA. It is a transcript of the gene slc48a1a, whose product is annotated as solute carrier family 48 member 1a. Gene Ontology annotation, molecular function: heme binding; heme transmembrane transporter activity. The record is from RefSeq and is a predicted model, not a curated record. Gene Ontology annotation, biological process: heme transport. Gene Ontology annotation, cellular component: plasma membrane; lysosomal membrane. The transcript is spliced from 3 exons. NCBI's taxonomy places the organism in Eukaryota, Metazoa, Chordata, Actinopteri, Siluriformes, Bagridae.
AUGUGUCAAUCAGCUGUAUGGUUUGGUCUUUACCGGCUAUCAGGAGUGCUAGCCCUUUGGGUGCUGCUAACACACAUAAUGUAGCUUCAGGAAUACUUGGGCACAUGGCUGAAGGGACUUAAACUCUUCAUUGAUCAUUACACCAAGAUUUUUUACCUGUCCUGUGUGUGGAGCUUCUUGACACUGACAUGGGUGUUUCUUCUUUGCUUGUAUUCUUAUCGUUACAAUCAAAAGUUAGCAAGGCUCACCAAACAGGAAUACAUGAAAUAG